AUGGACGACGACGCAAGCCAGAAGCGCAAGUUCGACGGCGCCGCUGGUGGUCGGCCUCCCAAAGCCGCCAAAUCGGGCGGUGGUGGCGCAAAGAUGUCGUUCGCUCAGAAGAUGAUGGCCAAGAUGGGGUAUAAGGAGGGCCAAGGUUUGGGAAAGGAAGGGGAGGGCAUGGUCAAUCCGAUUGAGGUGAAGUUGCGACCGCAAGGCGCCGGUGUGGGCACAAUCAAGGAAAAGACCAAGCAGUAUAAGGAAGAGCAGAAGCGGAAAGCGGAGCGGGAGGGCAAAGAGGUCGACGACAGCAGCGAGGAGGAACGCCGGGAGCGACGAGAAAGACGCAAAAAAAGUCAGCGGGGCGUGGGAGGCAGUGGAGCGGGCACCACACGUGGUGGACUGCCACGGAAGGCAAAGCCCAAGUACCGGACUGCUGCAGAUGUAGAGGCUGCUGCGCCGGGCUUGGAUGUGCCGGCGCAGAUGUUGAGCUCCAUCCUGGAUGCUACCGGCGGCGAACAGAAGAUGCGCACGAGCGCGGCCGGCCUUAUGGUUCCGGCUGGUAUGCCUACCGACUCCGAGGCCGACAGGAUUACCAAGCGAGAACGCAUGGAGCUUGAAGCAUUCAUUGAGGCAUGGCACGGCAUUCAAGAGCAGAAAGUCUAUAUCGAAGAGCACGAGGGCCAGCAUCAAGUUGAACUGGAUCAGACGAUGGAAGAUCUGGAGAAAUUGCAACACAUCACUGCAGCUGUUGAAGAUCUCAAAUUGGCGCCACAACAGCUGGUGGUCCUUAACAAGGAUAAGCUCGACAAGUCACCAUGGGCCACUCUCGUAGAUAAGCUCGAGACCAUACAAAACGAUCACCUGCAUGACAUCGAACGGUACGGUCUCAUUGAUGCUGCGGUUGGCGCCGUUGCACCUGCCUUCAAAGAACGUUUAGCAGACUGGGAGCCUUUGGAGAAUGCCGAUAAGCUCGUUUCGGACCUCAACAGAAUCCGAGUCAUUCUUGGUCUUGAUCAGCAAAACGAGCUGGCUACCGCAAGCCGGCACAAAAGUCUGGACGAGUCAUACGGCAGGUCACGUCGCCAGAAAGCCACAUCAACAUACGAAUCGUUGAUGUACACCGUCUGGCUGCCAAAAGUUCGAACAGCUGUAACCCAUUGGAACAUCCUCGAUCACUCUCCCAUGACAGCACUUGUGCAAUCCUGGCGUCCGCUGCUUCCGUCCUUCAUCUUCGCCCACCUUGUUGAUCAACUUAUCGUACCAAAGCUCUCGUCGGGUCUUCAACAAUGGGACCCCCGCAAGAGAAACCACCACCACAAGCAUGCGACAAUCAAGCAUGCACAGCCGCACACAUGGAUCUUUCCGUGGUUGCCUUACCUACCUCCGUACCAGCUCGACCCCAAAGCAUCUGCUGGUGGGUUACUCGUUGACUUCAAGCGGCGGCUUCGUCAGAUUCUUGAUUCAUGGGACAUCUCAUUUGGUGUUCUGCCCGGUCUCACAGAAUGGCGUGACUUGCUUCGAUUGGAACUGGACCAUGUCUUAAUUCGACAUCUCCUUCCGCGACUGGCUCUACAUCUCUCUGCAAGGUUUGAUGUCAAUCCCUCUGACCAGGACCUUACACCUCUCGAAGACGUGCUCAAGUGGCAACCCUUGUUCAAGAGCGACGUCUUGGCUAGGUUACUGGUGGCUGAGUUCUUCCCAAAGUGGCUAUCGACACUGCACAUGUGGCUUACCUCUGAGGAUGCCAAUUUUGAAGAAGUCGGAGAAUGGUUCCAAUGGUGGAAGCAGCAGCUACCAGAUCAGCUGUCGGAUCAUGCUGAUGUCGCUAAAGAAUGGGCUAAGGGUACCAAGAUGAUCAACGAUGCCCUGGAUCUGCUCGACCAAGACACGCCAUUGUCGCGACUAGCGCCUCCUGCUGCCGGACCAGCGAAGCCAAUUGCCAAGGACAUUGCCGCGAAGCUUGACCGAAAAGAGCGAAAGCCGGUGGCAGAAGCAGUGGAAGCGGAUUUCAAGGACGUUGUCGAGAGCUGGUGCGCCGAGAAUGAUCUUAUGAUGCUGGCAAUACGAGAGCCACACCAAAGUACAGGCUUGCCACUUUUCCGCAUCACCGCAAGCGCGACCGGUAGAGGAGGUGUGGUGGUCUACUUCCAGGCCGAUCUGGUGUGGGCACAGAAGAAAGGGGAGAAGGGAACUUUCGAGCCUAUUGGACUGAACGAGAAGCUUGCCGAGAGAGCGGAAGGUCGAUAA
Saxophila tyrrhenica is the source of this 2238-nucleotide messenger RNA. RefSeq lists its product as uncharacterized. The transcript has a single exon. The coding region runs from base 1 to 2238 and encodes 745 amino acids. Lineage: Eukaryota; Fungi; Ascomycota; Dothideomycetes; Mycosphaerellales; Extremaceae. Gene Ontology annotation, cellular component: U2-type post-mRNA release spliceosomal complex. The record is from RefSeq and is a predicted model, not a curated record. Gene Ontology annotation, biological process: spliceosomal complex disassembly. Gene Ontology annotation, molecular function: nucleic acid binding.